AUGUCGACCUACCAUACCAUCUCGCCCUUGAGCCUCUCUCCAGAGCCCGUCUCCGCUCUGGCAUUCGAUCCGUUCUCAGAUACCCUUUGGUCGGGCUCUGAAUCUGGUAUCAUAUCAUGCUACAAUGGAAUUGAACCGUCCAAUGUUCGGUACCCGUUGGUCUCGAAUCCCUUGCCCCCUGCUGGGAUAAAGAGAAUACUUGUGACGGAUAGGGAGAUUCGUAGUUUCAGCAGCGCGGGUGUUGGAGGAAGGAGUCGAGGUGGUAUAAGUCGGUGGUUCUACAGGUGCGAACCACAUUUAUGGUCUAUGUUGCCGUUGUCUGCUUUCGCGAAUCACCCCACGUCGUCCACCGGAGCACUGCUCGCCACAGCGAGCGCAGUUCAGGAACUGUCCUUGCCGGCGGAGACCAUCUCCCGCCAGAUCCCGACAACCGCCCCCGUCACUCAGAUGCGGACAUCCUCCAGUGGGCUUCUUGUCACCGGUGCUACUGAUGGCUAUCUCCGAACGUACGAUGUUCGUCACCCUCGCGGACAUGUAUACAGCUCGGCCGACGUCAAGGCGCAUAAUGGGGCUGUACACUGUCUUGAAACGAGCGGGAACUUCACGUUUUCUGUUGGGCUGAACAUGAGACAAGGCAGGCCAUAUCCAGAACCGUUAGUCAAACUGUACGACUUGCGGAAUCUUCGACCGUUAUCGCCAAUUCCUUUCUCAGCUCCAGCUUUUCUGAAUGUGAAUCCAAAUCGACCAACCAUGCUCUUUGUCACUUCGAGCACCGGUCUCAUUCACAACGUGGACAUAGGCAACCCGAAUGACAGCGGAGAGUUCUAUCAGCUCGACAUUGCAUCCUAUCUGACAGCGAGCGCAAUAUCCUCAAACGGAACAUACGUUGGCUUUGGGGAUGCCGAAGGUCUUGUACAUCUGAUCACGUCAACCGCCAAUGACGAACGUGUGCCGUUUAAUGGACCCAACGGCGUCCCCGGUGAAGCUCCAGAUGCCACCGAGCCGCUUCCGGAGAUACAUUGGGACAAUAGCACUCCCUUAAACAUGGUUGGAAUGCCAUACUACAACACUCCGCUUCUUUCAAGGCUAACGACAACGUUUGCUCCCGAAUUUGAGUCGUUCUAUCCUCCACCCAAGAUUCCUGUCCAAGUCCUCUCAUCGAUGAAAAUCGUAGAUUUCGUUGGCUGGGCGUCCCUGCCCCGGGACCUCCGAGGACGGCGCAACGUGGUUGCCAAGAAGGACGACAUCAAGCAAGGAAAAUUCAAGAGUGAAAGAGCCAGACGCGGCGGUGCCGACAUUCCAAAGCAUUACAGACGGGUGGAUAUCGAAUACUCCCAUUUCGGCGUCGAGGAUUUCGAUUUUGAACGGUAUAAUCGAACUCCUUACAGCGGCCUGGAGACGCAUAUACUGAAUUGUUACUCGAACGCAUUACUACAGAUGCUGUUCUUUUCCGAUUGUAUUCGCAAAGUUGCUUUGUCUCAUAUUGCAUCACCUUGCCCUCGCGAGCAAUGCCUUCUUUGCGAAGUUGGGUUCCUCUGCAAAAAUCUGGACGAUGCGAAGGGAGUCAACUGUCAUUCUGGCAACUUCUGCAAAUCUUUGAGCACGUUCCCACAGGGUCAGUCAAACGCCCUAGGCCUCGUCGAGUCUGACUAUCAGGAUAAUACAACGGAUUAUGGGACCCUCAUUCAAACAUUCCAGCGAUUUCUUCUUGAUCAAAUGGCGGUCGAAUCGGAUAAGAAGCCAGAUAAGAACCCUGCCUUGUGCAAGGACUUGCGUGGGGAGCCCUUGACUACGCCUUCUAUAUCUCAACUGACCGGCCUCAAUACCACCACGGUUGCCACAUGUAUGCAAUGCCGAGCGACUAGCACUAAGGAAGGGGUUUCCCAUGCCAUUGAUCUUGUUUACCCUCGCAAGGGCCUUUCUACCGAGCCGUCUCCUGCCAACGACUUCGAAUCGAUUCUCUCAUCUUCCCUCAGUCGUAACAUGACGUACAAAGCGACUUGCCCAACCUGUCGUAAUGUGACGAUCAGCGGAUCUAGACGUGUUCUCCGUGGUCGAAGCUUACCCCCAAUACUGGCCAUCAAUGCUGCCGCACAGUCCGCCGACAAUGCGGCCUACUGGGCAGACGGUCGCAAAGGCGAACGAUUCUUGACGAGCACCGUUACUGCUAAGAUGGAAAGCAUCUUGGAAGAAGGUGGCGACGUAAUUCAGGUGGAAGUUGAAUAUGAGCUCCGCGGCAUCAUCGUGCAAGUGAAAAGCGACAAAGAAACUUCUCACCUGGUCGCCUUAAUGAAGGUGCCCGAUAGCCAGGCCAGGGAGCCGACAGAGAGUCCCUGGUACAUUUUCAACGACUUCUGUGUGCACAACAUCCCUGAAAGUGACGCACUCGGCUUCCCUGGCCCAUGGAAAGUGCCCACAAUUUUGUGGUUCGAACGCAUAGACACAGAUGCUGUAGUUGACCUCAGCACACUGCCAAUGAAUGUAGACGCCCAUAUCCUCACCGAGGAUAUCUGCCUCUCGUGGCAUCGUGACCCCAAGAAGAUCAUGCACGAGAUUUUCACGUGGAAUGAGAUUCCAACACCUGGAACCCUUGUGGCUAUCGAUACGGAGUUUGUCCAGAUGCAGAAGGAAGAAGUUGAGGCACGGUCAGACCAAUUCCGCAAAGUGCUGCGACCCAAUCAAUUUGCCCUGGCUCGUGUUUCAGUGGUCAGGGGAGACGGUCCGAAAGAAGGAGUGCCGUUCAUCGACGACUAUGUUCAGGUAUCUGAGUCAGUUUACGACUAUGUAACGCAGUUCUCGGGCAUUGAGCCCGGCGACCUGGAUCCUUCUGUAUCCAAGCACACCGUUGUCCCUUUGAAGACUGUGUACCAGAAGAUUCGCCUUCUGGUAGACCUUGGCUGCAUUUUCGUAGGGCAUGGUUUGGCUCAGGAUUGGAGGAUAAUCAACAUGUUUGUGCCACCUGACCAGGUCAUCGAUACGGUGUCGUUGUACCACUUACGAAAGCGGGCGCGAAAGAUCAGUUUGCGCUUCCUUGCUUGGUUCCUCCUGAAAGGCAACAUUCAAACUGGAAACCACGACUCCAUCGAAGACGCUCGUACCGCGCUGAUGUUAUAUAAGGCAUACAUGGUGAUGGAGGGGGAAGGCAAGUUUGACGAGCUACUCGAUCGACUCGCGACGGAGGGCAGGGAGCUUGUGUGUCACAAGGGUUCUGUGUUUGUGGACACUGCUGAUGUCAUUUCUAGAACUUCAAAGUGCCUGAAGAAACUGCAACCCCUACCGUAG
Messenger RNA from Dacryopinax primogenitus, 3282 nucleotides. RefSeq lists its product as uncharacterized. The coding region runs from base 1 to 3282 and encodes 1093 amino acids. Gene Ontology annotation, cellular component: PAN complex; P-body. Gene Ontology annotation, molecular function: nucleic acid binding; poly(A)-specific ribonuclease activity; protein binding. The record is from RefSeq and is a predicted model, not a curated record. Gene Ontology annotation, biological process: mRNA processing; nuclear-transcribed mRNA poly(A) tail shortening. Lineage: Eukaryota; Fungi; Basidiomycota; Dacrymycetes; Dacrymycetales; Dacrymycetaceae. The transcript is spliced from 15 exons.